Molecule: messenger RNA, 1735 nt
Organism: Drosophila rhopaloa
Lineage: Eukaryota; Metazoa; Arthropoda; Insecta; Diptera; Drosophilidae
Product: leucine-rich repeat-containing protein 15
Exons: 1
Coding region: 390-1679 (429 amino acids)
Cellular component (GO): plasma membrane
Molecular function (GO): protein binding
Source: RefSeq, a predicted model, not a curated record
AGUACACCAUCUACAAACAGUGCCAUAUCAGCUGAUACAACUGGGUCCCCAUAAACAAUUACUACGGCAUUACGAUCCGCUCGGAGAAUCGAGAGAACGUGCUUAUCGCCCGGGCAUUAUGUCAAAUAGUCCAAAUUAUCGGCAGAGCUUGCGAGCGAAAACAAAAUAAAAAACCCCACUGCCAAUAUUCAUUGAGAGGAAUCAUAAAAUUUUAUUAGCCCAAAAUCGAAGCGGGUUGUGAAGCGAAUCGAAAAAAAUAAAUGCAAACAAAACAAGCAAACACUGAAGACCUGUUCGAUUUGGGUAGGGUUGUUUUUGAAGGUUGUGUUCUGGUUUCGUAUUAAAAUGCUUAUCCAAGCCAGUUGUACGAUCAGUCUUCUUCUGCCGAGAUGUUGAUGCUAAACUAUCUGAACUAUAUUUUGAUCGCACUGAUCGGUCUCGCGAUCUGUGAGGCACAGGAAAAGCUCAAGGAAGUUGCAGUUCAAAGUCUGGAUUGCCGUGAAAAUACUUGUAUGAAUUUGAAUUUCCCUAGUGCUUUAGAGAUUGCCUACUUCUCAGAAAAGGUGACUACAAAUUUGAGGGGCUACGAAUCGCUCAUUCUGCACAGCUCCCAUUUGGCCAACUUGCCCAGAAAAGUUUUCGUAAACCUUCCACAAAUUGUGGAAUUCGAUGUCUUGGAGUGUGAACUGCAACAAAUUGAAAAAGAGUGCUUUGAUGGUGCCGAGAACUUGAGAAGACUUAAUCUGGGCGGAAAUAAGUUAAGUGUUUUGAAUAGUGACACCUUCGAACUGACCACACAAUUAGAGGAGCUGAACUUAUCGGACAAUCAGCUAGAGGAACUUCCUGUCAAGAUAUUCCUGCCUCUUAAGAAGCUACAAAAGAUCAACUUAUCCAACAAUCAGUUGAAGUCAAUUUCCCAGUUUACCUUUUCACAACUGGGAUCUCUAAAAUCCAUAAAUCUGGACAGCAAUGAUCUAAAGGAACUGCCUAGUGAACUAUUCAGAGAUCAGCAAAAACAUUUGUCAGAACUCUCAGCCAGAAGUAAUCAACUAGAGGGAAUUCCCUCAAAUAUAUUUUCAGAAAUAGAGCAUCUAUUUCUUUCGUUUAAUGUUCAACUAAAAAAUCUCCAUUUAAGUUCAAAUAUUUAUCAGCUGGAGGCCACCAAUUGUGGCCUCGAAUCAGUGAAGUUGGAUGGACGAGUGAUUGGUGUCCAACUGGAGGAUAACCUCAGUCUGAAAGAGUUGAAAAUAUUCCAGCCUCAGGUUCUAAAGCAACUCUAUCUGGCCAACACGAAUCUGUCCCGGCUUGACUUUCUGUCCAAGGCCAGUGAACUAGUUGACCUGGAUCUGACAGGCAUUGAGAAUCUCUCGGACUUACCUACAAUUUCCUCAGCAAAGGGAUUGGAAAGAUUGAGCUUCACUUACGACAACAUGACCUCUGACCACAUGGACAUGCUGCCUCAACUGAAGGAUCUAAACUACUUGGAGAUAUCCCACGAAAAAGGCAGGGAGAUUUAUAUAAAGGAUCUGGAUGAAGAUUUUUUCGUGGACGAGGCAGAACUUGAUUGUGGACAAUUGGCGGAUCUGUUGGAAUUUGUUGAACUGCCCAAAGAUACAACCAUCUUGGAGGAUCGAUUAGUUGGAGAUCCUCGACUGCCACUUAGAUGUGGAGCCGCAUAAAAUAUAAUACUCAUAAAAGGAAUUUAAUAUUUAAAAUAAAAAUAAAUUAUUAAGCU